GAUUUAAAGCUGAGCUCUCUGGCACAAGCAUCAAUUUUUGAGCCUAAAGUCUUUCUGAACUGCAGCUCAUCAUCACCAGAGGCUUCACCAUGAGAUUUCUUCUCCUAUUGGCUUUGGUGGCAUCCAGCCUUCUCCUCACCAGUGCUAUGCAACCUCUUGGAAGAGGCUACAACAGUCAGUGCAUGUGUUUACAACUGGAGUCCAGGCUCAUCCCUCCUCACAGCCUACGGAGCGUAGAGAUUUUUCCCAAAGGCCCGCACUGCAAGAACGCAGAGGUUAUCGCUAGUUUGGUGAAUGGACAGAGGAUUUGCCUGAAUACUCGGACUACUUGGGUUAAGAAGCUUAUUAACUUCAUUGAGAAGAAAGAGAAUGAGACCAAAAAGCCUAGAGAGUGAGUCUGAAGAUGUUGGUGGCUGUAAUGAAAACUGACACAGCCCACGAGAUGUCUUGUGAAACAUAACUGUGCAUGGCUUCGCUAAACAGACAAAAUCUACACUUUCUCAGGUCAAAUUUGUGCAGUUAUCUACUUAAAAUGUUUAGCCAUGGGGCUAAAUCAACUGAUCAUCUUAAUACUGUGAUUUAAUGAAGAGGUUUACAGAAAACUCUUUAAAAACUUACCUUUAAGCACUUUGUAAUGCAGUGUUUGUUUUUGUGGCAUAUAUGAGGCAAAGAACAUAACAAGUUGAGCUCAUUCUGCUUCAGUUUCUUGUAAUGAGGUUCAAGAGUGUUGAUGGAAAACACUAUUGAUGCAUUUUGAUCUAAUACUAUUUCUAUUGUUAUAUUUUGGAUGGGACCAUUGUGCUACAUGUAUAACUGAUUGAAUAUCAGCAUUUAUGUAUCAGGAAAGUUGGCACAUUUCUUCUGGCAGUACUAUAUGUAGCAUAUAUCACUUUAUGUAAUGUAUGUCUGAACACCUACAGUUGAUUUAUUGUAAUAUAUCUCCUCAAUAUAGUGCUUAGAGAUUCUGCACCAUCACAUGUGAACCAAUAGUCAACCAAUACAAAUCAGUUAGGGUAGGUUUACACUGUGCAGAUAUGGAAUCAGAACUGAGUUUUAUGUGGAGAGCACAACUGAGCCAAAAGUGUAGGUUUUGGCUGCUGGGCUUCAUUAUGAUCUCACUUGGUUCUUAUCAGAUAAAUGUUCUGUCUAAGAUCCCAGAGGAAAUGCAGAGAUGUAUAGAGUGUCAAGAUUCCUCAGCACUAGGAUUUACUGGUGAAGGGCUUCACCCCUCAAACUGCAGGCUUAUCACUCAGUUAUUAAUCUUAAGACACUUAAUUUAGUAGCACAACAGCACUGGUCAUUUUGCAUGAACUUUAUCCAGCUGGGAUUUAACUCAUAAAUAUCCUCUUAUGGAUCAUUAACCACUGAGCUGCUUGUAACAGAUGUAUUUUUUUACUUUUUUCUACAGUGUUAAAUUACUAGAACUGGAUCUCUUUCUCUUAUGUAAUACUUUUUAUUUUUACAUCUUUUUUGUACAACAAUGAAAACAAAUAAAAAUUGAUUGAUUACCUUU
Messenger RNA from Pygocentrus nattereri (red-bellied piranha), 1513 nucleotides. It is a transcript of the gene cxcl19, whose product is annotated as chemokine (C-X-C motif) ligand 19. Gene Ontology annotation, molecular function: chemokine activity; CXCR chemokine receptor binding. The transcript has 3 exons. The record is from RefSeq and is a predicted model, not a curated record. The coding region runs from base 90 to 395 and encodes 101 amino acids. Gene Ontology annotation, biological process: cellular response to lipopolysaccharide; antimicrobial humoral immune response mediated by antimicrobial peptide; inflammatory response. Lineage: Eukaryota; Metazoa; Chordata; Actinopteri; Characiformes; Serrasalmidae. Gene Ontology annotation, cellular component: extracellular region.